Schistosoma mattheei is the source of this 389-nucleotide messenger RNA. The record is from the annotation of a GenBank genome assembly. Lineage: Eukaryota; Metazoa; Platyhelminthes; Trematoda; Strigeidida; Schistosomatidae.
AUGGCUGACGAAGCUGAGCUUUUGGAUUAUGAGGAUGAAGAGCAAGAAACAGUUCAAGAGGCAAGACCUAAUGGAGAAGCUACAGCAAAGAAAGGUGUCAAAGGGGCAUACGUCACCAUACACAGUUCGGGAUUCCGUGAUUUCAUUCUCAAGCCGGAAUUAUUAAGAGCCAUCGUCGAUUGUGGCUUCGAACAUCCAUCUGAAGUUCAGCAUGAAUGUAUACCUCAAGCCAUUUUAAGUAUGGACGUACUGUGCCAAGCAAAGUCUGGGAUGGGCAAGACUGCCGUAUUCGUCAUAGCUACACUACAACAGCUCGAUCCCGAAGGAGAAGCCAAUACAACUGUUCUAGUCCUCUGUCACACAAGAGAACUUGCCUUCCAAAUAAGUAA